CAGCUGAAAACACCCAGCUCUCAAGCCGUGGUCUGCAGGUUCGGUUCUCUGGCGUGUCUUGUCUCUCAGCUGUGCACUUAACCCGUCCGUUCGGAACCAAACCGUGCCAAAACCGUGGAAAUAUCCGUGCGUAAUUUACCCGGGGACCGAGCGGCCCCCCCCCCUCCCCACUCACGAGGCUCCCUGGACGGCGAGAUGACGGGAUUCUGCUCAGCAUCUGGAGGCUUUUCGAGAUGUGACAAUGAAGAACGUUGGACCUCAAACAACCCAAAGUGUCGUGGACCAAACCAGUGAAAACCAGGGCACCAAGAGAAGCCAGAUAUCUACUACAAAAAUGAUACAACCCAAAUGUGAAAGUAAUUGGGACAGUGUAUUCAAAAUGCUGAAUGAGAUUUGAUCCGGAAGAAGAGGAGCGGUGCAUUCGAAGGACACAGGAUUAAAUAGCGUUGUUUUGAACAUGUAACAGAGGAGACGUCCGAACGCACCACAGGCCUGACGGACAAACUCUGGGGCGCGAGUAUUUUGUUGUUGUCGCACACAUGAGAGAACCGGAGGAAAUGAGAUGAGGAGGGAGAUGGAGAAGAGGAUCUGAAGUUGGACAAACAGCUUCUUUUGGGUUCAACAGGCUGACUCGCUGUCCCCUCCCUCCUACACCACCAUGCCUCGUAACCGUGCAUUUUCGGAGCCGGAGUACUCUGCGGAGUAUUCAGCCGACUGCUCCGUGACCCUGCCCUCCGACCCGGGACAGGCGGUCGGACGCACCCACGAAGUGACCGUCCGCAGCUCGGGGUGCUGUCUGUGCCUCCCCCGAUUCAUGCGCCUCACCUUCGCCCCCGAGUCUCUGGAAAACCUGUACCAGACCUACUUCAGACGGCAGAGACACGAAACGCUGCUGGUUUUGGUCGUUUUCGCCGCUCUUUUUGACAGCUAUGUAAUUGUAAUGUGCGCAGUGGUGUAUACGAGUGACAAGCUGGCGUCUGUGCUGGUAGCGUCGCUUGGGCUCGCCGCAGAUAUUGUUUUGUACUUGUUGUGUCGAUUUGGGCUGCUGCCGGAUCGGGUUUCCAGGCGUGUCGUGCCCUAUGCGCUCUGGGUGCUCAUCGCAGCUCAGAUUUUUUGUUAUUUGGGGUUGAACUAUGCCAGAUUUCACCAGGCCAGUGAUACAGUUGGAUGGCAAGCUUUUUUUAGCUUUUCCUUCUUCUUGACUUUGCCGCUAAGACUGACGCCGAUUGUGCUGAUCACGACGGUGUCCUGCGGGGUCCAUACUUUGGUGCUGGGAGUCACAAUCGCACAACAGCAGCAAGAGGAUAUACAAGGAGCUUCGCUGGGACGACAGCUGUUGGCGAACGUGGUGAUCUACGUGUGCUCCAUCACGGUGGGCAUCAUGUCGUAUUACAUGGCCGACCGUAAACACAGGAAGGCUUUUCUGGAGGCGCGGCAGUCACUCGAGGUCAAACUCAACCUGGAGGAGCAGAGCCAGCAGCAGGAGCGCCUCCUGCUGUCCAUCCUCCCAAAGCACAUCGCAGACGAGAUGCUUCAGGACAUGAAGAAAGAGCAGAGCCAGAAGGAGAUGCAACAGUUCAACACCAUGUACAUGUACCGGCACGAGAACGUCAGUAUUUUAUUCGCCGACAUCGUGGGCUUCACUCAGCUCUCCUCGUCCUGCAGCGCUCAGGAGCUCGUCAAACUCCUCAACGAACUUUUUGCUCGAUUUGACAAACUGGCUGCAAAAUACCACCAGCUGCGGAUCAAGAUCUUGGGCGACUGUUACUACUGCAUCUGUGGUCUGCCGGACUACAGGGAGGACCACGCGGCCUGCUCCAUUAUGAUGGGCCUGGCCAUGGUCGAGGCCAUUUCGUAUGUGCGGGAGAAGACCCAGACGGACGUGGACAUGCGUGUGGGGGUGCACAGCGGGACCGUGCUGGGGGGAGUCCUGGGGCAGAAGCGAUGGCAGUACGACGUCUGGUCCACGGACGUCACUGUGGCAAACAAGAUGGAGGCCGGAGGGAUCCCUGGGCGUGUGCACAUUUCCCAGAGCACGAUGGAGUGUUUGCACGGAGAGUUCGACGUGGAGCCAGGGAACGGAGGCGACCGCUGUGACUAUCUGCGAGAGCGCGGCAUCGAGACCUACCUGGUGGUGGUGCCCAAGGGUCCCGUGGGCAAGAACGGCAUCAACGGAGUCAAGCUGUCUGUGACCUCGUCCAAUGGGAACUCUCCUCUGCUCAUCAACACCACAGAAUGUAACGGAAACGUGAACACCGGCUGCACCACCCCGGAGGAGCCGGACGAGCUCGAUGCAAGGGUGGUAAACCCGUCUUUCCCAAACCCGCGGAGGAGGCUGCGUCUGAGGGACUUGGCGGAGCGAGUGAUCGACGCUCAGGAAAACGAGCAGGAGCUGAACAAACUGUUGAACGAGGCUCUGCUGGAGAGGGAGACUGUGCAGGCUUUAAAGGGGAAGCACACGAAUAGUCUUUCUCUGCGCUUUGUGGAUCCGGAGUUGGAGACACGUUACUCUGUGGAGAAAGAGAAGCAGAGUGGAGCCGCCUUCUGCUGCUCUUGUGCUGUUCUGCUCUUCACUGCAGCCAUGGAGGCCCUCAUAGAUCCUUGGUUGAUUGCGAACUACAUCACAUUUGCAGUGGGAGAAGUUCUGCUGUUGAUCCUGACCAUCUGCUCGCUGGCGGCCAUCUUUCCCAGGGUUUUCCCAAAGAAGCUGGUGUCCUUCUCCACGUGGAUCGACCACACGCGCUGGGCCAGAAACACCUGGGCUAUGACGGCCAUCAUCAUCCUCACUCUGGCCGACAUCGUGGACAUGUUGAGCUGUUUACCUCUUGCGUCAGACCUCUCCUCCCCCACAUCCACCCCCUCCUCUCCGCUCCCUCCCCCCUCCUCCGGGCCCGGGCGAGGGGGAUGUCCCGAGAACCCAAAGUACUACAGUUACAUCGCGGUCCUCGCCCUGAUGGCCACCACGAUGCUGGUCCAGGUCAGUCACAUGGUCAAACUCACGCUCAUGCUCCUCAUCACGGCGGCGACCGGCAUCGUCAACAUCUACAGCUGGAGGGACAUCUUUGACCGCUACGACAAAGAGCGCUUCCAGGAGUACAGCCCAAACUUGGUUCCCUCCAAAUUCACCAUGACCGUUAUGAUCUUCAUUAUGAUGGUCAGCUUCUACUAUUUCUCCAGACACGUGGAGAAACUGGCGCGGACUUUGUUUUUGUGGAAGAUCGAGGUUCACGAGCAGAAGGAGAAGGUUUAUGAGAUGAGACGCUGGAACGAAGCUCUGGUCACAAACAUGCUGCCAGAGCACGUGGCCAGACACUUCCUCGGCUCCAAGAAGAGAGACGAGGAGCUGUACAGUCAGUCGUACGAUGAGAUUGGAGUCAUGUUCGCUUCCAUCCCAAACUUCUCUGAUUUUUACACCGAGGAAAGCAUCAACAACGGAGGCAUCGAGUGUCUGCGCUUCCUCAACGAAAUCAUCUCAGACUUCGACAGUCUUUUGGAUGAGCCUCAGUUUCGGUGCAUCACUAAAAUCAAGACGAUCGGCAGCACGUACAUGGCAGCGUCCGGGGUCACUCCAGACGUCUCCAAUGGAUACUCAUGUGUCAAGAAGGAGGAUCUGACGGACCGCGAGCGCUGGCAGCAUUUGGCCGACCUCGCAGACUUCGCUUUGGCCAUGAAAGUCACGCUCAUGAACAUCAACUACCAGUCCUUCAACAACUUCAUGCUACGAAUAGGUCUAAAUAAAGGGGGGGUGUUGGCUGGAGUGAUCGGUGCCCGGAAACCUCACUACGACAUCUGGGGAAACACUGUGAACGUGGCCAGUCGCAUGGAGUCCACCGGAGUCAUGGGCAAUAUACAGGUGGUGGAGGACUGCUACAACAUCCUAAAGGAGUACGGGUUCCGGUUCGUUCGUCGGGGGCCGAUUUUUGUCAAAGGCAAAGGCGAACUGCUCACGUACUUCUUAAAGGGGCGGGACAAACAGGGCUCCUUCAUUAACGGCUCCUCUGUUACUUUGCCGCAUCAGGUGGUGGACAGCUAAGGACUGAAGAACCCGCCCAAAGACAAUAAUUUUCAUACAAAUAACAGACAAUAAAACUGAAACUUUCCUGAAAUCGGACUGAAACCAAUCGACCACUGUUUCCUUAACCAUUCGCAAGACACGGGCUGCCAUUUUGAGGACCAGCAGAAAUGGUAAAACAUGCCAAGAGGUCGUAAUAGAAGAGUUAUAUUUCCUUAAAGUGAUUCACAAUGCCAAGCUUAAAACUUCAAAUGAUGUACGUUUUUGUUUCUAUUUGUGGAAUGAUAGACCGAUCCUUAAACUUUUCCUUUCGCAAUAAUAACAAAACUCAACUCAAGUCAUAUAUAGUGCAAGUCCCAGUUGUACAAUCUGUAUUCUAGAAGACAAAAAUUUGUUGGCAAAGUUAAAAUGUUCAAUAUGAGUCUAUUAUGUUAUUUUUAAAGUCACAGUAUGUAACUUUUUGGACAAAAAUAGAUUAAUAUAAUGAUUUUUUUCCCAUUAUCUUUUCAGUUCUCCUUUAGGGUGGUGUAGUAUUGUGACCAGGAGGACUGAACCAGGACUGAACCAGGACUGAUCCAGGACUAAACCAGGACUGAACCAGGACUGAACCAGGACUGAACCAGGACUGAACCAGAACUUUAAAGGGGAAUGAACUAGGACUGAACUAGGUCUAAACCAGAACUGAACCAGGUUUAAACCAGGACUAAACUGAGGACUGAACUGAGGACUGAACUGAGGACUGAACUGAGGACUGAACUGAGGACUGAACUGAGGACUGAACCGAGGACUGAACCGAGGACUGAACCGAGGACUGAACCGAGGACUGAACCGAGGACUAAACCAGGUCUAAAUAAGGUCUAAACCAGGACUGAACCGAGGACUAAACCAGAGCUGACCCAGGUCUAAACCAGGUCUUGACCGAGGACUGAACCAGGCCUAAACCAGGCCUAAACCAGGCCUAAACCAGGCCUAAACCAGGCCUAAACCAGGCCUAAACCAGGCCUAAACCAGGCCUAAACCAGGACUAAACCAGGACUAAACCAGAACUGAACCAGAACUGAACGAGGUCUAAACCAGGUGUAAACCAGAACUGAACAAAGGACUAAACCAGAACUAAACCAGGACUAAACCAGAACUGAAUGAGUUCUAAACCAGCUCUAAGCCAGAAAUGAACGAGGACUAAACCAGGACUCAUCUUGGACUAGGACUUGGACUCUAGGACCGUCUCUGAGAGAACCCUGAGCCUGUAGAGCAGGGUGUCCGCAAACCGCGAUCGGGCCUCAGCUGCAGUUAACCACAAAAGUGCGAAAUAUCAUCGAGUACCUUUAUUAUCCAGACUAAAUUAUAUAUAUUUUUUAUUUUCUCAUUUUUUUGACAGUUUUCACAUUGACAAUAAACCUGAUAUUGUAAUUUGUCAUAUCUCAAAACCAAAAAAAUAAUCUUAGAGUUCAUAAAAACCUCAUUUUAUCAUUUUUCAAGGAAACUGUCCAACGCUUGUGUAACCUUGGCUCUAUCUUUCCACAAAUACAGAAUAACUUAAGGUGUUUAAAAUGUGUCGAUCGCAGUGGACAGACGUGUGCGUGUGGGCGGAACUUUAACACUGGAAGUUUUCAGCUUGUUUUGAACCGAUCCGAGGUCGAAGCACGAAGGCGUUUAAGGACACACGAGAUUAUUUUCCGUGUUGAUGAAUGUAGGAGAUUGGUUUUAGAUUGUAGCACAGAGAGGACUGUUCAUGAAAUUAUAAAGGUAUAAAGUGGAAGUGCCUAUCACAGCUAUGAAGUUAUGGUGGAAGGAAAACAGACAACAGAACCUUCAAAUUUUUUUAGUAUUACAAAGUCCGGGAGGAUUGAAGUUACUUGAAACGACUUUGAACAGCGAGUUUGAGGUUCAAGUGUUGCACAAAGAUCGUAAACGAAUCCAAAAGUGCAAAAUUAUGACGUUAUUUAUAACUAAUAAUGUAUUUAACUAAUAAUAUUUGCGGCUUCUUUAAACAGUGAGGUUGAGGUUUGACGUAUUUGUGAUUAUCUUGCUUUAAAGGGACACUAGGUAACUUUUCUGACAGGGGGACGACGCCACCUGCUCGUCUCCAUGGAGAUGUAAUUUUUUGUAUGAUUGUAUUUGUCAAAGAGUGAUUAAAUGUUAAGUGGAUUGCAAAAAGAAAUGUAUGGAGUAGGAAAACUUUCAGAAAUAUUCAUGUGCGUACAAAAGAAAUCUGUGCAUAUUUGUUUGUAGUUGAGCAUAAAAAAAUAUUCGUAAACUCGGGAAUUAGUCCAGUCGACAUUGAGAAUUACAAUCACGAAAUUAAAAUUUAUGAUUUACGCUUUCUUCUGUACGAAUUUGCAGAUGUGACUCGACUGUCAAAAAUAUCAAAAAUAUGUCAUCACUUCAACGGCAUUUUUUAUUGAGCAGAAGAAACAUCGAUCGAGAUGCCGAACUUUUGCGCCGCAUACGGACUGAACCUGGAAUAAACCAGGAGGACUAAACCAGGACUGAACUAGGACUAAACCAGAACUGAACCAGGACUAAGACAGGACUAAGACAGGACUAAGACAGGACUAAGACAGGACUAAGACAGGACUAAGACAGGACUGGUCCCAGGACUGAACCAGGAAGACUAAACCAGGACUGAACUAGGACUAAACCAGAACUGAACCAGGGCUAAAUUGGGACUAAAUUGGCACUAAAUUGGGACUAAACCGGGACUGAACCAGGACUAAGACAGGACUAAGACAGGACUAAGACAGGACUAAGACAGGACUAAGACAGGACUAAGACAGGACUAAGACAGGACUGAACUAGGAGGACUAAACCAGGACUGAAACAGGACUAAACCAGGACUUAGACCAGGACUGAGUCUGGGACCAGACCAGGACUAAACCCGGAGUAAACCAGGACUAAAAGAGGACUGAACCAGGGCUAAAACAGGACUAACACAGGACUAAAAAAAGUACUAACACAGGACUAAAAAAGUACUAACACAGUACUAAACCAGGAUUGAUCCCAGUACUGAACCAGGAGGACUAAACCAGGACUGAACCAGGACUAAACCAUGACAGUAUUCGUACUGAAGAAAGCGUAAUCGUAAACUUUCAUUUCAUGAUUGUAAUUCUUGACGUUGUAACUUUUCAAUUCAUAUUCUGAUGGAUAAAAUUCACACAACACAUUAUACGUACGACUGGACUCAUUCUCGAGUUUACAGAAUAUUUAUUUUAUGCUCAACUACAGACAAAUAUGCCCACAAAUAUUUCUGAAAGCUUUCCUACUCCAUAGAAAUAUCUUGAAAAACAUGCAUUCUUCCUGUAAGCGUCGUCACUUCUCCGCAGAUCUGACUCAUCUAACUUGACCUUGAGUGAAUCGGUUUAAUACCAAACUGUGGAGCAUUCAAGACAAAUCAAUAGCAUCUCCAUGGAAACAAGAAAAUGACGAACCCUCCGCUAGAAAAUGUACAUGGUGAACCUUUAACUUUAACAAUUUUGAGAUUCCAGCACAAAAAGAAAGUAGGUUUUGUUCUCCUUCCACUCUUAGCCAGACAAUAGCUACAUCUCACAAAAAAAAUUAAAUAUACUUAUGUCCUAACAUUGUAUUUUGAACCAUUUAAAAUAUUGAGAAUGCCUACGGAAGUCUUAGGGGUCUGUGCCGAUCGUGAAGCCCAUUGCCGUGAGCUGAAAAUGGGCUAAGUGCAAUAGAUCCCUCCCUCUCUCUCUCUCUCUUUCUCUCUUUCUUCCCCUUUAAACUGUAUUUUUAUAAUGUAAUUUCAUUUUAGUUGUAUUUAUGGACAGAAAACGCAGUGUAAAUAUAGAGUGUUAUGGUUAUGCAGAUUUAUUUAUUACAGAAAUACUAUGGGGUGACGCUUUUUGUUUAUCUUACACAAUGAAAAUGUGUGAAAAGUGCCAAUGAUAAAUAAUAAUAAUUAUACCGGCUUCAAUGCCAAAGCUCGGACCACAGCUGUUUACUGUAAGAAAUCUCAGGCUUGGGAACAAAAAAGCACUUUGAAAAAUAACGUGGCGACUCUGUAUUUGAUUCUUUGGUUUUUGUCCAAGGUUUUAAAACGCCUGUAUUAUGAUAUUUUCUGAUCUGUGUUAUAAUGUUGUUUCCUCGUCGCAAACGGACCUGGAGUUGUCUUGUUGUUUUGUUGUUGAAUCCGUGUUUCAUUCGUUUAAUCGUUUUUCAAUAUAAAACCAACAAUAAGAAAACGAAAAAAACAACAAUUUUUUUCAUUAUUUGUCUCCAAAACCGAAAUGAAAAAACAGAUAACGAUUCGUUUUUUCAGUUUUCGAAUUUGUGUUUAAAUGAAGAAUGGAAAAAUACAAAUAACAACCGUUUUUCGUUUCAGACUGAAGCAGGUCUGAACCAGGUCUAAACCAGGACUGAACCAGGACAAAACCAGGACUAAACCAGGACUAAACCAGGUCCAAAACCAGGUCUAAACCAGGUCUAAAAAAGGUCUAAACCAGGACUGAACCAGGUCUAAACCAGGAGUAUCGGAAAAGGCCCGGAGGUGCACCCACAUAGACUAGCGGAUGAUCAGGACUGAGACCGGGACUGAGACCAGUUUAGUCCUGGUUCAGUCCUUGUUUAGACCUAGUUUAGACCUGGUUCAGUCCUGGUUCAGUCCUGGUUCAGUCCUGGUUCAGUCCUGGUUCAGUCCAGCAUUGUUGUUUCGUCACGGAAACGAAAAUCAGCUAUUAUCCGUUUUUUUUCAUUCUUCAUUUAAACACAACAUCGAAAACUGAAGAAACAAAUCAUUAUCUGUUUUUUAAAUUUUGGUUUUGGUGACAAAUAAUGAAGAAAAUUGUUUUUUUCAUUUUCCUAUUUUUGGUUUUAUAUUGAAAAACAAAUGAACAAAUGAUACAUGAAUUUUGUUGACACAAACAGUGCAUAUUUAGGUGUUAGAAGCUCUUCUCUCAAACUGAAAACACUCUGUUCCACUUUGUGAUGUCGUGGUAAUACAGGAAGUGCUCCACUGUGUUUUUUAAACUCACCUUCAUGAGAAUAAUUUGGCCAAUCUAUACUAAAGAAAAGGAAAAAAGGUGCCUGUUAACUUUAAAACUACUAUCACAAGGUGCAACAGAGCAUUUUGAGAUUUGGAGCCAUAGACAGACUAAUAAUAAUAAUGAAGAGUUACUCAAACCUGUGAAUGAAACAAAACACAACUCCAGGUCUGUUUUUGAGGAGGUAACAGCAUUAAAACAUGGUUAAAAGCUCUUUCUGUGUGGUUAAUAGGUCAAGCAGAAGCAACACACUGACAAAUAUUUGUUGCAAAACAUUAUAUUUUUGUUUUCAAAGUCAGAUAUUUUGGUGAGAAAAAAAAAAAUUUAAUCUAUCACUGGUAAAAUGGACUUGUAAAUUGGAAUAUGAAAAAUGUACAAUGUAUUUUUUGACCACUGUCGACUCAAGAAACCAGAUAUUUACAAAACCAUAUAACGUAGUAUUUUUCUGCUUCACCUGCUCGUCUCCAUGGAGAUGGUGCUGCUUUGCUUGGGAUGUCCCACAGUCUUUAUUUAUUCAAUUACUCUUGUUGUCAUUGCUUUAAAAUAUAUUGACAAACAUGUAACUUUACUGUGCGCAGGCUUGUCUUGCAGAUCUGACCUGUAACUUGGUCUAAUGCCAUCAAUACCGUAUUUUUCAGACUAUAAGGCGCAUUGGAGUAUAAGUCGCAACAGCUAAAAAAUGUGUAAUGAAAAAGAAAAAACAUAAAAGUCACACCUGACUAUAAGGCUAUGUCCACACAACAACGCUCCUGGAUUUUUUUCUUUGCGGGUUGAAAAAAAAAAAACACGUGCCGGAUCAAUAAAUAUACACAUCCACAUGACAACGGAGCAGAUCUCAGCACCGUUUUUUAAACUUUAAGGUAAUUUAGCCUAUUUUAGAUGUAUCCCAGAAAUAUAGCUGUUUUGUUUUUCUGUUUUUGCAUCAGAGGACCCCGACGAUCGUUGUCCCAAAGCUGCGGUUUUACUCAGCCACAUGACAACGCGGCGCCGGAGUUCUCAGAUUUCUCCACUCUGGAACCCGUUCUCAAAAAACUCAAUUUUCGUCCACCCGAAACGCCGGCUCCGUGUGGGCGAUGACCAAAACGAAAACAAACUUCUCUGUUUUGACCAAAAAACUUUGUCGUGUGGACAGCCCCUAAAUUACACAAAUUUGGGGGAAAUUUAUUUGUAAAAUCACCGUAGAUAACUCAUCUCUACGGUCUACGAUACAGGAGGAACAGAAGGAGCAGAUACUGACUCACAAAACUAGAGCCUCUCGCGGCUGUCAGUGUGAAUUUUUUAUAUAUAAGUCACCCUGGAGUAUAAGUCGCAGAAAACACCCAAACCAUUAAAAAAAGUGCGACUUAUAGUCUGAAAAAUACGGUACCUACUUCAGCACUGAGAUGGGUGAGUUUAAAGGUUGUAUGGAGGAUUAUUUUUGUUUCAAAUUGUCGAUGAAAGUUCAAAAUAGAAUUAUAGAGAUGCAGCAGCCUUGUAAUUAUGAUGACAAAAAAAAAAAAAAAAGAAUGAAAAUCCAUCAGCUGUGGACGUGGUGGGGGCAGAUAAACAUCAACCAAUAGAUAACAAGGCUACCUCUUUAUCUAUUGGUUGUUGGGUUGUCAGUCAAACUCCCUACGUUUCUAGCGUCACCAACUUGCCGGCGCGUGGGGAUUACGUGGUUUAAGUUUGCCUCUCAUGCACUGAUGCUGUUUACUCAACCAAAACAGCGGUUCUUAGCGUCUUUUUCGAACUGCAGCUUCCUCUCAGUUUGCACAAAGUGUGUUGUAACUGCAGACAAGAAUCCACGACCAGUUCACUGCAAAAGAAAGUCUGUUUUUGAUGUCACUGAAAGAAGAAGAGAAGGGGAAGAGGAGCGAAGCGCAACAUUUGAAAAACUGUCACUGCAUUUCUCUUUCAUUUGAAAAUCUUCCAUACAACCUUUAACAUACUGGGGAACAUUCUAGGCAAAGCAAUGUCAUCUCCAUGAAGACAAACAUGUUUCCCACCAGAAAAGUUACAUGGUUUGUCUCCAAAAAGUGAAACAGUCAGUCAAAUCUGCAGGAGGAUGGUCCCAGUGGUCCACGUCUCCUGCUGUCUGCUUAACUUAUUAUUUUCUGACACUAAAAGGACAGACAGCGCCGACAGUGGUGAAAGAGCAGAACUACACCGUCCCGUCGCUCAAAUCGAUCCGAGUUCGUCUGAGUUUUAUUCCCGGUUUUGGGUCCUAUUUGAAGUUUGAAGAGGCUGGUUUGAAGGAGGUUUGCGUCUUUCUUUAAGUUGAAGAGAUUCUGUUCGUGUGCCCUCUUUGAUUUAACUUAUACUGUAUGUCCUCUUAAG
This is a messenger RNA of Boleophthalmus pectinirostris (great blue-spotted mudskipper), 11319 nucleotides long. It is a transcript of the gene adcy3a, whose product is annotated as adenylate cyclase 3a. Gene Ontology annotation, biological process: adenylate cyclase-activating G protein-coupled receptor signaling pathway; cAMP biosynthetic process; intracellular signal transduction. Gene Ontology annotation, cellular component: plasma membrane. Gene Ontology annotation, molecular function: adenylate cyclase activity. NCBI's taxonomy places the organism in Eukaryota, Metazoa, Chordata, Actinopteri, Gobiiformes, Gobiidae. The record is from RefSeq and is a predicted model, not a curated record.